Messenger RNA from Aspergillus eucalypticola CBS 122712, 480 nucleotides. RefSeq lists its product as uncharacterized. The record is from RefSeq and is a predicted model, not a curated record. NCBI's taxonomy places the organism in Eukaryota, Fungi, Ascomycota, Eurotiomycetes, Eurotiales, Aspergillaceae. The transcript has a single exon. The coding region runs from base 117 to 362 and encodes 81 amino acids.
CACGAGUAUCCUUUGUACGCUCCUGACAAUCUGGUCGUGUCAACAUAAGGCUACAUUGGGGUCCUUUGGCGUGGGGGCCAUCAUAGGAGAACCUGGUUUGAAAAGUCGAGCUUUUGAUGGGGUUGAUGUCACCUGGGUGUUGGUCCUUAUUGACCGAUUUCGGCAUUGAUCUGAAACCGAGAGCGGGAGGGAGGGAGGGAGAGAUAAGGCGCCGGGAAGAUGAGGGGAUAAUGGAUCCCUACUCCGCACGCUAUUUUGGACGGACACAGCGAACCCCUCGCAAGUGGGUCGUAGUAAUCCCUCCAAGACAUUGGUUUUGGGGGAUCUCCAAGGCAUCGAUAAAGAUGCCAGGUUGCCACUAAAGUCAAUUUUAUGCGGCAUACGUGAUGAGGCCCAAAACUUAGGCACGAUGCAGCCAAUGCAGCGCAACACUACGAUAGGCAGUUCCCCGCCUCCAACAACCCCACUUCCCAGGACCAU